AGGCCAAAGAUUAAAAUACAAUAGGAGUAGAAUCAUAGACAUUGUACACAACGACAUACAGAUUUAUCUUUAAUCUAUUAGCUUUUCAAGCAUCACGAAAACAACGGGCUAGUGUGUAUGGAAGUGCAUUUGACCGAUUGCGCCGCAAUUAUUAUUCCCCGUGUGGCGUGUGAUGAGGAAUGAAUGAUAAUAAGGCACAUUUUGCUUGUUUUUAAGGGGAACUAGUUAAGUUAAUUUGAAGCUGUAUCAGAAUGGCAACUUUAGAACAGCAAGCUUCUAAACUUUUGGAUUUCAAUCAAAAACUGGAUAUCAACCUCCUUGACAAUAUUGUUGGGUGUCUGUAUUCAGCUGUUGGGGAUCAACAGAGACUUGCACAAGAUAUUUUAACUGCACUCAAGGAACACCCUGAUGCUUGGACCCGUGUCGACACAAUAUUGGAGUUUUCACAGAAUCAGGAGACAAAAUAUUAUGCAUUGCAGAUAUUAGAACAAGUUAUACAAACAAGAUGGAAAGUAUUACCAAGAAAUCAAUGUGAAGGUAUAAAAAAAUACAUUGUUGGUCUUAUUAUUAAGAAUUCAUCAGAUCCUGUCACAAUGGAAAGCAAUAAAGUGUAUCUAAAGAAGCUAAACUUGAUAUUAAUACAAGUGUUGAAAAGAGAGUGGCCUCAUAACUGGGAGACGUUCAUCAGUGACAUUGUUGGAGCGUCCAAAACUAAUGAAAGUCUCUGUCAAAAUAACAUGGUCAUUUUAAAACUUUUAAGCGAAGAAGUGUUUGUCUUCAGUACAGGCCAACUGACACAAACAAAGGCGAAACAUCUCAAAGAUACCAUGUGUUCAGAGUUCAGUCAGAUUUUCACUCUUUGUCAAUUUGUUCUAGAGAAUUCACAAAACGCACCCUUGGUAGAUGCUACACUUCACACACUUUUAAGAUUUUUGAACUGGAUUCCUCUAGGAUAUAUAUUUGAAAUGAAAUUGAUUAGCACUCUUAUAUUUAAAUUUUUGAAUGUUCCCAUGUUCCGCAAUGUAACUCUCAGCUGCUUAACUGAAAUAGCUGGGGUGACAGUCAGCAAUUAUGAAGAUCAGUUUGUGGCUCUUCUUGUCCAGACUAUGGAGCAACUGGAAGCUAUGCUGCCACUGACUACCAACAUUAGAGAGGCUUAUGUUGCAGGCAGAGACCAAGAACAAGUUUUCAUACAAAAUCUUGCCUUAUUUCUUUGUACUUAUUUAAAGGAGCAUGGGCCAUUGAUAGAAAGAAGAGGUCUUACAAAUACUUUGAUGAAUGCUCUUCGUUACCUUGUAUUGAUAUCGGAAGUAGAAGAUGUUGAAAUAUUCAAAAUUUGUUUAGAGUUCUGGAAUGCUUUAGCAGCUGAUUUGUACAAGAUUGCACCAUGUUCGCACUCAACUGGUCUGUACAGCUUAGGAAAAACUGUUGGACGUAAGACACUAUACGCUGAUGUUCUCAGUGGUGUUCGGUACAUCAUGAUUUCAAGAAUGGCAAAACCUGAAGAGGUUCUGGUAGUGGAAAAUGAAAAUGGUGAAGUUGUGAGAGAAUUUAUGAAGGAUACUGAUUCUAUAAAUUUGUACAAGAAUAUGAGAGAAACGCUGGUCUAUUUGACUCAUUUAGAUUACCAAGAUACUGAACGUAUUAUGACUGAAAAGCUUCAAAAUCAAGUUAAUGGCACUGAAUGGUCAUGGAAAAAUCUCAACACUCUAUGUUGGGCCAUUGGCUCAAUAUCAGGAGCUAUGUUGGAGGAGGAUGAGAAGAGAUUUUUGGUAGUUGUAAUUAAGGAGCUUUUGGGAUUGUGUGAACAAAAAAAGGGCAAAGAUAACAAAGCUAUCAUUGCCAGCAACAUUAUGUAUGUUGUUGGGCAGUAUCCUCGCUUUCUUCGAGCUCAUUGGAAGUUUUUGAAAACAGUUGUUAAUAAACUGUUUGAGUUCAUGCAUGAAACUCAUGAUGGUGUUCAAGAUAUGGCAUGUGAUACGUUCAUAAAAAUUGCAUUGAAAUGUCGCCGUCACUUUGUCACCACACAAGUGGGAGAAGCUUGUCCAUUCAUUGAGGAAAUUCUAAGUACAAUCAGUUCUAUAAUCUGUGAUUUGCAAACACUACAAGUGCACACAUUUUAUGAGGCAGUAGGAUACAUGAUCAGUGCACAAGUGGACCAAGUUGCACAAGAGCAACUCAUUGAGAAGUACAUGUUGCUACCUAAUCAGGUCUGGGAUGAUAUAAUUUCUCAAGCUUCCCACAAUGUGGAUAUCCUCAAGGAUCCUGAAGCUGUUAAACAGCUUGUAAGUAUACUUAAGACUAAUGGCAGAGCCUGUCGUGCCUUAGGUCACCCAUAUGUUGUGCAACUUGGCAGAAUUUAUUUGGAUAUGCUGAAUAUUUAUAAAGUUAUGUCAGAAAAUAUCACCCAAGCUAUUACAUUGAAUGGGGUAGUGGUGACAAAGCAACCACUGAUAAAGAACAUGAGGAUAAUUAAGAAGGAAACAUUGAAGCUAAUCGCGAGUUGGGUGUCACGAUCAACCGACAACAGUAUGGUGUUGGAGAACUUUAUCCCUCCAUUAUUAGAGGCUGUUUUAGUUGACUACCAAAAGACCACAGUGCCUGACGCCAGGGAGCCGGAAGUUUUAUCGUGCAUGGCAGCCAUUGUGUACAAAUUGGGAGGGCAUAUCACUUCUGAAGUCCCAAAAAUAUUUGAUGCAGUCUUUGAAUGCACUUUGGAAAUGAUCAAUAAAGACUUUGAAGAGUAUCCUGAACACAGGACAGAGUUUUUCCUGCUGUUACAGGCGGUCAACACGCAUUGUUUUAAAGCAUUCCUUAGUAUACCUCCAGCUCAGUUUAAGUUGGUACUUGAUUCCAUAAUAUGGGCAUUUAAACAUACCAUGAGAAAUGUGGCCGACACGGGCCUUCAGAUACUGUACAGAUUGCUGCAAAAUGUAGAACAACACACACAGGCGGCACAAAGCUUCUACCAGACAUACCUGUGUGACAUAUUGGAGCACGUGUUCAGUGUGGUCACUGACACGUCUCACGGAGCUGGCCUCACCAUGCAUGCUACAAUUCUAGCAUACAUAUUCUCCUUGGUAGAAACGGGCCGUGUUUCUGUCGCACUUGGUCGAACUCCUGAUAAUGUUUUAUACAUACAGGAAUAUGUGGCAAAUCUUUUGAAAACCGCAUUCCCACAUCUGACAGACAACCAAGUCAAGAUAACUGUUCAAGGAUUGUUCAACUUGGACCAAGAUAUCCCGGCCUUUAAAGAUCACCUCAGAGAUUUCCUAGUGCAAAUCAGGGAGUACACUGGAGAAGAUGACAGUGAUUUGUAUCUUGAAGAGCGACUGUUUGCACUACGGCAAGCUCAGGAGGAGAAGCGAAGGGUCCAGUUAUCCGUACCGGGCAUUAUUAAUCCCCAUGAGUUGCCUGAAGAGAUGCAAGAUUAAAUUUAAUUAUAGUAAGGAAGGUUACAAGUGGUAACAGUUCACUUGACAUUUUUGUAUUGUAUUUCAUUUAUCAAUCUUAGAUUUGUACUAAAGUAUGUUAUAGUAGGGGAGACAUAGACAGGAUUAUUGUAUUUACUCGAGCAUGGCAAAUGAACACAAUAGAUGAUACCUUGCCUUGUUUUUGAGUACCACAAUGUAUAAGCGAGCAUCAAUAAUGGGCAUGUUUAGGGCAAACCCAUAAUAAAAUCAACUUCAAAAAUACUUAGAUAAGAAUAGUCAAUAGCUAAUUUUGAAGAUUUGUGACGAAGUUGAAGUAUAAGAAAUUGUAGUUUUUUUCUGUACUACUGAAACUGAAAAUCCUUACUUUAUAUUAUAAAUGCUAAAUUAAGUCUUACCUUUGAAUGAGAAUCAGUAUAGAGUUAAAUUUUACUUUAGAGCAGAACAUAAGCUACUUUUAUCCCGGAAAAAUCAUCAUUCCUGCGGGAUUUUAGAAAACCGAAUUUUACGCCAAUGUGUGCGUGCGCUAGUAAUAUAUAAUCAUUUAUUCUUUCUAAUAUCUGAUCUGCCAAAUCGAAUAGAUCCUCGCGUUGCUUGAGUAAGUACACGUUUAGCAUCAUGGGCUCCCCUAAAAUUAUAUACAGUGAGUUUUUGAGAUAGCCAUUAUGUGGCAGCUACCCUUGAUGUUAGAGGUAGGAGUAUCCAUAUUUAAAUAGAUCCUAUUAAUUGUUUUAAAAGUGAUUUUUUGUAAAAAUAUUUGUUUGGCACAGUACAGUUACUGUGGAUCUAUUAAGGCAAACUAUACAUGUUCUAUGAAAUGAACCGAAAAGAUCUGCGUCUGUAUUUAAAAAAAAAAAGAAAAGUGAUAACGUAAUUCUGCUGCUGUAUGCGUGAGAGAAAGGGAAUCCAGAAUAAAUAAAUAAAAUCCAGACAGAGUGGCGCCGUAACGCGUUACGUAGCAGUUUAUCCACUCUAUAAUAAGUUAUCACUUCAAUAAUAAUACAUAAUGAAGGAUAUUAUAUUCCUUGUUUAAGAAAAUUGGUGAAUAGUGUUUUGUGUAAGCUGAUAUACAAGUACCAUGGGAAAGUCAAGUUCGUUUUGAGCAUGAGCUGUUUAGUGCAAUUUCAGAGCGUUUUAUAAAAUGGCGAUUACUAUACCCAUGUUCUUACGAUACUCGGACCAAUUACCUAUCAUAGGACCUGCCUCGCUAGAGCUUACCACUCUGUCAAAACUAUAUGAUCAUGAUCUAAUGAUUUCAUACAUACUGCGUCUAUAGAAUUGAUGUUACUUUGUGUUAAAAUUAUACGUGUGUGUAUUACGAUUUAAUAUUGUGUGUAGUGUAAUAGGAUAUAUUUAUUGGUGUUAAAUAUUUUCGAUUUGUGAGUUUACUUCGCCCACCUCAAAAAACGACACCAUUUUGUAGGUGAAUAUGAGUCAAAUUGAAGAUAAUUGGUUUGAGUCUUAGAACGUUUGCUUGUGACAGUCAGAUAUAUCUCAUUUUAUGAUACCAUAGGUAAGUAUGAUAGCCAAUAGGGUAGUUGACUCGUAUUAAACUUAAUAUAUUUAAACAAUAUUAAUUUCGUUUAGUAAUUGGAAUAAGGGUUUGAAAUAUAUCUCAGUUUUUAAAAUAAAAAUAAUAAAAUAUUACUUAAGAAACUCAAGUAAAAAUCGCGUAUUCUAUUUAUUUUUUUUACUAUAGGUACUACCUAAUAUUAUAAAUCAUGGUAUUUAAUAAAAUCCCUGCAAAACAAAAACUAGUAAACAAAACUUGCUUGACGUAAUAAUAACAAUUGCCUUUAUUCAGAUCAAAAACUUAGCCUAAUAACAAUAUUUCAAAUCAAAAGAAAAUUAAUAUUUAAAACUUAUUCUUACAUAUCAUAUAAUUGGUAUAGGCUUGUAUUUGUAACUUGUUUAAUUUUUGAUGAUCUAGUUGCCGAUCGGUAAAGGCUUCCUCCAACUUGCUUGACAUAAUGGCACAGAUAAAUCAUCAUCAGGACUAUAAUUAUGGAGUAUACAAGUCACAAAAGUACGAUAUAUUCGUUACAAUCUCAUACAACGAUACGAAACGAACGAUAAUGAACAAUUUAAGACCAUAAAAAAAUGUGUCAUGUGUUUAUUACUAUUACUAGUGAGCUUGGUAUGUGAGGAUCUAGAAGCUUCGAAACUCGCUACCUUACAAAGCUAUAACAAUCUAAACUCCGUAAUUGGCUACCGUACUUCUAUAGUAGGAGAAUCUCAGACUAAUUAAGGAUCUGCCUCGCUACACGUUACUUUUCUGUCAAAGUAUAUGAUCAACUAUCUAAUGCGAUUAUAAAAACUGUCUCUAUGGUAUCGAUGUUUCAUAGUUGUAAUCGUGUUCUUCGGUUAAAGAGCUCCGUAAUAAUACCUUUCUAGUUUAGUAAAAGAUAUUUACCUCAUCUAAGCACGUUUUCCUCACAAAAUGACAGAUAAUAUUGUUCGUGAAUAGGGAUGAUAACAGUUUUUUUAAACUGUAUAUAAAUUAGGAGUAUGCUAAUUGUAAAGCAAUUUUGUAAAAGUAAUAGGGUAUCUGCUAUCAUUAUUUUCAGAGCUUUUACCAUUUUUCAUGUAUUGAAAAAUGUUACGUUUAAUUUAUGGAAGCUGAAACUGUAUGAAUUUUCAUUUAAUUAGGUACGAUAAAAGAUUUUCAAUAGAUUUUGAUAUUUUAUAAAGUUUGAUUUUUACGUAUAAAUUAGUUAACAUUGAUCUUAUUUACCUGAAUGUCUCAUAAAAAACAAUAUAUUCAAACCUAGUCAUCAUCCCAAUUUGGGUGCGUUACUAGUCCUUAAGUAAUUAGUCUGAGAGGAGAAUAGAAUGAAAAAUUUUCAGCCUUCAUAAAAUGAGGUAUAUCUGGCUAUCGCAGGCUCAUGGUCCAACUUGCACCAUGAUCAAUGUAACAUAUUACAUAAUAUACCUACUAUGUAAUGUAACCUGUAGGUGUGUACAAUUACCUCAGGCGCCUGGUCUUACCAUUUAAAGAUGGCUGGAUGAUGAUGGCGAUGAAUGAUUAGUGUCCAUUUGCAUCUACUAUGUGCAUUAUGCAGUACCUAUGAGCCCUGUUCAUAGCCACAUUUUCAGUACUUGGAAAUGUAUUAUGUUCACCUUUUGAACUACAAUAUUUUACACUAUUAUUGAUUAAUAGAUAAUUUAUGAAAAAUUCUGUUGAGUGGACUGUUAUCACUUAGACAACCGAACUCUUGUGCCCGUUCAAAUGAAACCUUUAUUAUGUCAGUAUGUACAAAGGGUCGCCUGGAACAAUGGAAGAUGAUGUAUGCUAGAGACAAGGUUAAGAAAGAAAAUCUCCAAAAGGUUUAUUUUGACAGCACAAGAUGUAGUAUAUGGCCUUUUUUAUUCGUAGGUAAAGAAUCAUGGAAAAAUCUACAUUGCUAGAGAAUAAUUCCAGAAAUAAGUUUCAGUUUUUUUUUUUCAUAAUAACAGUGGACGGUACCUCCAUAUUUUAAGAAUUCUCUGUGAUCGACCCAGUGUUGAGUGUUCAACACGUGCAACAUGGAUUCUGAGUAUUACGUCACAUGAGUAGUUUCUAGGUAAAAGUUUAUAAAGUGAAUUGCUGUUAGUAACUUUUUAUGUUUUGUUUAAUGUUGUCAUAACUAACUAUAAUGAAUUGGGAAUAUUUCCAAAUGCGUUUUGGGUCCGAUUAGUUAUCGAAUCUUUCAAUUUGUGUUUGAAAUAAACAGAUAAUAAUAUAUAAA
Messenger RNA from Bicyclus anynana (squinting bush brown), 7159 nucleotides. RefSeq names its product exportin-1 (gene emb). Gene Ontology annotation, molecular function: small GTPase binding; nuclear export signal receptor activity. Gene Ontology annotation, biological process: ribosomal small subunit export from nucleus; ribosomal large subunit export from nucleus; protein export from nucleus. Gene Ontology annotation, cellular component: cytoplasm; nucleus. Bases 252 to 3434 code for a protein of 1060 amino acids. The record is from RefSeq and is a predicted model, not a curated record. NCBI's taxonomy places the organism in Eukaryota, Metazoa, Arthropoda, Insecta, Lepidoptera, Nymphalidae. The transcript is spliced from 4 exons.